Callithrix jacchus (white-tufted-ear marmoset) is the source of this 2568-nucleotide messenger RNA. RefSeq names its product ring finger protein 135 (gene RNF135). The record is from RefSeq and is a predicted model, not a curated record. Gene Ontology annotation, molecular function: protein binding; ribonucleoprotein complex binding; ubiquitin-protein transferase activity. NCBI's taxonomy places the organism in Eukaryota, Metazoa, Chordata, Mammalia, Primates, Cebidae. Gene Ontology annotation, biological process: regulation of innate immune response. Gene Ontology annotation, cellular component: cytoplasm.
AGGGCAGUAAGGACACAGCGCGCAACUCUGCUUUAUAACUGCGCGUUAAAAAGCCUUGAAUGCGCGUCAGAAUCAUGUAGGGGAGGUUUUAUAAAAACCCGUGCUCCGCCCGAGACAAUGAAAUCAGACUCCCUGCAAGCGGGACCCGAACAUCAGCAUUUUUGAAGACCCCCACCCCCACCCCCGCCGCCGCCACCGUGACUGUGCACCGAUGAUCUUUAAUCCCCUGCUACUUGUUAGAGCAGCUACUUAUUAGAGGAUGACACCUCGCGGACUCAUUCUUACAAAUGAGCUGCUGAAUGGACUCCUUUCCUCCCAAGAGUUGUCGGUGUUGCAUCUUUUUGUUGAUUGUGUGUGUGUGUGUGUUUUGCCUACAGCACCCGGUAUUCUAAGGCGGUCUCCCAUCCAAGUACCAACCAGGCCCGACCCUGCUUAGCUUCCAAGAUCAGACGAGAUCGGGCUCGUUCGUAUUUAUAUUUUUUUAGCCUACGGAAGAAGACAUCCAAUGGCGCUGCAUCUUAAUGGGGGCACAUCCAGCGAAAGGGAAUCUUGGAGACAUCUGCGGGUUCCUAGCGGCUGGCGGCAAGUGGGUUUCCGAGGGCAGGGGGCCGCCACCGAAGGUCAGCUCUGCCAUUCGCGCUGGGUUGUGGAGGAUCAAAGUCCGCUUUCAGCAGGACCGGAGGAAGGAGACUGGGUGGCCCCAAGGGAGGAGGGUGGAAGUACAGAAGAGCAUCACAGAAGUUGGUCAGGAGCUGACAGAGCUGGGGGAACGGCUUGUAGAUAUUGUCAGGAGCCUGCAGAGUCAGAGGCCCCUAUCAGAAUCUGGACCAGACAAUGAACUGAGCAUCCUGGGCAAGCUGGUGACUUCCGAUGCGGCUGCAGGGAAAAUCAAAGAUAUUCUCCAUGACCUAGAAGAAAUUCAGGAAAAAUUGCGAGAAAACUUCUCCUGGAAAGAGGCUCCUGAAGCACCAACACAGAGGGAACACUUGGAAGCCCAGUCUUCCUCCUCAUGCCCAAUGUCUGACCAGAGCCCUGCACUCAGGAGAGCUUCUCACUUUGCUCAGUGGGCCAUUAAUCCAACCUUUAACUUGAAGAGCCUUUCCUGCAGCCUGGAAGUGUCCAGGGAUUUCCAUACAGUGACUGUGUCUCCCCGCCCACAACCCUAUCGCGGGAGUUGUGAGAGGUUUUCUACCAGCCAGGUCUUAUGUUCCCAGGCCCUCUCUUCUGGAAAGCAUUACUGGGAAGUGGACACUAGGAAUUGCAGCCACUGGGCAGUUGGUGUGGCUUCCUGGGAGAUGAGCCGUGACCAGGUCCUGGGAAGGACUACAGACUCUUGUUGUGUGGAAUGGAAAGGGACUAACCAGCUCUCUGCAUGGCACAUGGUCAAGGAAACUGUCCUUGGCUCAGACAGACCUGGGGUGGUAGGCAUCUGGCUGAACCUUGAGGAGGGGAAGCUUGCCUUCUAUUCAGUGGACAAUCAGGAGAAGCUUCUGUAUGAGUGUACCAUCUCUGCCUCCUCUCCUCUGCACCCUGCCUUCUGGCUAUAUGGCUUACAUCCUGGAAAUUACCUGAUAAUAAAGCAAGUAAAGGUGUAAGGUUUCCUCAGGGAUUACAAAACAGUGGUUUCCUGGUUUCUCCUUCCCAGGGCAGUAACUUGUCUUAAGAAUACCACUUUUGCUGGGUGCAGUGGCUCACCCCUUUAAUCCCAGCACUUUAGCAAGGUCAGGAGUUCGAGACCAGGCUGACAUGGCGAAAAUCCUUCUCUACUAAAAAUACAAAAAUUAGCUGGGUGUGAUGGCAGACACCUGCAAUCCCUGCUACUCAGGAGGCUGAGGCAAGAGAAUUGCUUGAACCCGGGAGGCGGAGGUUGCAGUGAGCUGGGAUCAUGCCAUUGUACUCCAGUCUGGGUGACGAGCAGGACUCUGUCUCAAAAAAAAAAAAAGAAUACUGCUUUUUAGAUAGAGAUUGGGUCUCACUAGGUUACCCAGGCUGGUGUCAAAUUUCUGGCCUCAAGCAGUCCUCCCACCUCAGCCUCCCAAAGCGCUAGGAUUACAGAUGUGAGCCACCACAUCUGGCCAAGAAUACCACUUUUGAAGUUAAUCCUUUUGUGUGAUACAGGAUUAACUCAGCUGUUAUACUGAACCCUGCACAUUCUAAAUAAAGGACAUGCCCAUGCCUGGCUCCUGGGAGAUAACCUCUAAGCCAUUAGAAUAUCCUGCCUGAUAAGAGUGUUUUUGUUUACCUGUGGGCCUGGGCCAUGCAGUAUCAGCUUGACCUCAGGAGGCUCAAGCUGAGGAGACUAAGCCAUGUGGGCAGUGAAGCAUGCCUAUGUGACCAAUCCCCCAAAACAGCCCUGGACACCACGGCAUGGGUGAGCUUCCCUUGUUGGUGAUACUCCAUGCACACAUCAUUGUGGCCACACAUCAUUGCUGGGAGAAUUAAACAUUAUCCUCAAGACUCUGCCAGGAGAGGAUAAUUGGAUGUUCUCUUCGACCUUGCCUUGUGUGCCUUUCUUCAUUGCUGAUUUUAAUCUGUGGCCUUUCACUGUAAUAAACUGUAACUAUGAGU